Molecule: messenger RNA, 1377 nt
Organism: Bactrocera oleae (olive fruit fly)
Lineage: Eukaryota; Metazoa; Arthropoda; Insecta; Diptera; Tephritidae
Source: RefSeq, a predicted model, not a curated record
CCUGUGGGUUGCGUCCAGCAACGGUCAGCGGCUAGCGGUCAAAUGUUUUUGCUUCCUGUGGAUCGGCCUUGUGCGCGCGCGCUCUCGCCCACAAUCAAACUCAAAAGCAUAGAAACUCUAUGCUUAACGCUCUCCGGGCGCUCUUCAAACUAGCAAAAACACGCUGUUUUUAGCUACGUUUGCUUGCUUGUGGCGAGUACACCCACCCACCCUGCUGCACUGAAGCGGCCAACCGCGCGCUGUUCACCGCUCGCCGUUCGCUUUGCUAACGAAUACUCGCGUAGAGAGCGCGCAAGGCUUGGCGUACGAAUUGUUAGCCUACGUUUUGUGCGGCGCUUUAAUGUUUCGUUUGUUUUGUUGCAAGCCGCUGGCAGCGCCGCUUCCCGCGUCCUCAUCUGCAGUAGCCAUCAGCAACGAACCAUCGGCGACUGGUGUGACACUCGUCAGAGGAUGUAUCGUUGACGUACAUUGGCGCACAAGCACACGUAGCACAUACAUCUACAUAUAUAUGUAUGUAUAUUUAUAGACAAAAGAGUCAGCAAAACCAUGGCACCGGUUGUUGAAACUUACCUGCAGGAUAUAGCCCAGAAAAUCACAAUACGUGAUGAGGAUAGACCAGUGUAUACGAAAGACUUCGACAUUAUACGAGAUCAUAUCUUGAAUGGCAUGUGCGAAGUGGACAAUGUUUUUAAUAUACUCUAUAAAGGACCAAGCCUGUUUGGUAGCUACUCAAAUAAUGUGCGCAUCAAGUAUCCCAACGAAUUCGAUGUAAUAUUCAAACUUAGUAUGCCUUAUUCAUCAUAUAUUAAUGUGGAGGAGGAUGAAGAUCGUCCGGGUUUUGUCAACUUAGAUUUUGCAGAUAUUAUGGAAGUGCUUUACAAUUGUAACGGUUAUACGGAUGUAUAUAAUCAAUUUUAUGACCUUGUUGAUUGGAAUAACCAUUACCUUAAUCGUUCGAGUCUGCAAACCUGGCUUAAAGGUGUUAUGGAAGAUUGCUUGGAUAUAAAUGGUGAUCGGGUGCGUGGCAAUUGGGGUGAUAUAUAUACAUUGAUAUAUACAAAACGUGGACUAGCACAUACGAUAUAUGCUAAAUGCGCUAAACGCGCGAUUUCGAUUGACUUUGUGCCGGGUAUCUGCUUCGGCACUGCUGAGUGGAUCGACGUCAGACAUUGUCGUAAAUUCAGGAAUAAAUGUGAACAAUGGUACGCCGUUCCGAAGCCCACAUCUGGCUCACAGGAGACGCGUCGCUAUGCCUUUAUGAUAUGUAAUCCAAAGUGGAGCACGAUCUUUAUUGGGAAAUCAGAAUUUGAAAGUAGUAUUUCGUCUCUUAAAAUCAUUGCGUAAUGCAUAUGGCAUGCGUUGUUUAAAGAGUUAUUU